This is a messenger RNA of Kluyveromyces marxianus DMKU3-1042, 465 nucleotides long. RefSeq names its product protein transporter TIM17 (gene TIM17). Gene Ontology annotation, cellular component: mitochondrial inner membrane; TIM23 mitochondrial import inner membrane translocase complex. Gene Ontology annotation, biological process: protein import into mitochondrial matrix. Gene Ontology annotation, molecular function: transmembrane protein transporter activity. The transcript has a single exon. The record is from RefSeq and is a predicted model, not a curated record. Lineage: Eukaryota; Fungi; Ascomycota; Saccharomycetes; Saccharomycetales; Saccharomycetaceae. Bases 1 to 465 code for a protein of 154 amino acids.
AUGUCAGCAGAUCAUUCGAGGGACCCAUGUCCUAUUGUGAUUCUUAACGAUUUUGGUGGUGCGUUUGCGAUGGGUGUUAUUGGUGGGUGUGUUUGGCACGGUAUCAAGGGUUUCCGUAACUCUCCAUUGGGCGAAAGACGUGUUGGAGCAGUGAGUGCGAUCAAAGCUAGAGCACCAGUUGUGGGUGGUAACUUUGGUGUAUGGGGUGGUUUGUUCUCUACAUUUGACUGUGCUGUGAAGGCAGUGAGGAAAAGAGAGGAUCCAUGGAAUGCUAUCAUUGCUGGUUUUUUCACUGGUGGUGCUUUGGCGAUCAGAGGUGGUUGGAAGCACACUAGAAACUCUGCUAUCACAUGUGCCUGUUUGCUAGGUGUGAUCGAGGGUGUUGGUUUGAUGUUCCAGAGAUACGCUGCUUGGCAGGCAAAGCCUAUGGCUCCUCCAUUGCCAGAACAGCCAAUGCAGGCUUGA